Molecule: messenger RNA, 774 nt
Organism: Suhomyces tanzawaensis NRRL Y-17324
Lineage: Eukaryota; Fungi; Ascomycota; Pichiomycetes; Serinales; Debaryomycetaceae
Exons: 2
Coding region: 1-774 (257 amino acids)
Source: RefSeq, a predicted model, not a curated record
AUGCCCGAGUUCGAUCCGACGAAGCAGCUCGACUCCUCCAAGCCGUUGAUGGGCACCGCCAGCAUGCCCUGGAAGCACGUGCUCCACUUGACCCACGGCCACCACGACUUCCACACCAUGCCGUCCCGAAUUGAGAUGAUCCCCGGCUCCUUGAGUAGCGAGAUCGCGGGGUUAAAAAGGGAUCUCGUCAGCCCGGCCCACCCAGUGUUGGUGUCCAACGUCCUACUUGCAGACCACGCAGGCCAGGAGUUGGUCUACGUAUACCCCGACCACAAAGCCGUUCGGUUCGACAUCCGCCACACCAAAGACUUCAUUCGGAAGUACUUGGUGCCUGCGGACUACACCCCUACCCCUGUGUACAACCCGUUCGUGAAGACUGAAGCGACGCAGCCUGCGCAUUCAAAGGACCCGCCAGUUGACGGGGCCAACUUCACCGAGUACGAGCUCGACCGCGACUUGGUACUUAUCUGUGGGCAUACGCUCCGGGAUGAGCGCUGCGGCAAGCUUGCACCGCUUCUCCAGGACGAGUUUGAGCGGGUUUUCGCUAGAGAGGGCCUCGAGGGCGAUAUUGGAUUGGUGUCGCACAUUGGCGGUCACGUGUAUGCAGGAAACGUCAUCUUGUACUCUCAGCAUAAACAUCGCGACAGUGUCUGGUACGGGAGAGUGUUUCCAGACAGAGUGCAGGGCGUGGUGCAUGAAACGGUGAUGAGAGGUAAGGUGAUCACGGAGUUGUACCGCGGUCCUGCCGGUCCUGCCGACAGCCGUCAGACAUGA